Suhomyces tanzawaensis NRRL Y-17324 is the source of this 960-nucleotide messenger RNA. RefSeq names its product putative dimethyladenosine transferase (gene DIM1). The transcript has a single exon. The record is from RefSeq and is a predicted model, not a curated record. Lineage: Eukaryota; Fungi; Ascomycota; Pichiomycetes; Serinales; Debaryomycetaceae. Bases 1 to 960 code for a protein of 319 amino acids. Gene Ontology annotation, molecular function: rRNA (adenine-N6,N6-)-dimethyltransferase activity. Gene Ontology annotation, biological process: rRNA methylation. Gene Ontology annotation, cellular component: mitochondrial matrix.
AUGCCCAAAGCACCCAACAAGAAAUUCACCACAUCUUCGAAUGGUGGUGCCACCGUGUCUGCUGAAAAGCAUAUGAACUCUGUUUUCAAGUUUAACACCAACUUGGGCCAGCACAUCUUGAAGAACCCAUUGGUGGCCCAAGGUAUCGUGGAUAAAGCUGGCAUCAAGCCCAGCGACAUUGUGCUUGAAGUUGGUCCAGGUACCGGUAACUUGACUGUGAGGAUUUUAGAGCAAGCCAGAAAGGUUGUUGCCGUGGAAAUGGAUCCCCGUAUGGCAGCAGAAUUGACCAAGAGAGUCCAUGGAACUCCUCAACAAAAGAAGUUGGAAAUAUUAUUGGGAGACUUUAUGAAGACCGAGUUGCCUUACUUCGAUGUCUGUAUCUCCAAUACCCCAUAUCAAAUCUCGUCCCCCUUAGUGUUCAAAUUGUUGAACCAACCAAGACCUCCAAGAGUGAGCAUUUUGAUGUUUCAGCGUGAAUUCGCCUUAAGAUUGUUGGCUCGUCCUGGUGACUCCUUGUACUGUCGUUUAUCUGCAAAUGUCCAAAUGUGGGCUAAUGUCACUCAUAUCAUGAAGGUCGGUAAGAAUAACUUCCGUCCUCCACCUCAAGUUGAAUCUUCUGUGGUUCGUAUAGAAGUAAAGAACCCAAGACCCAAUAUCGAUUUCAAUGAGUGGGAUGGAUUGUUGCGUAUUGUUUUCGUCAGAAAGAACAAAACUAUCGCCGCCGGUUUCAAAUCCAAUAACGUGCUCGAAAUUUUGGAGAAGAACUACAAAACUUUUUUGGCUACCAACGACGACGCCAUGGUCGAUGACAAAGCAUCUAUGACCGAUGUUGUCAAGAGCAAGAUUGAACAGGUCUUAACUGAGACCGGCUUCUCUGACAAGAGAGCAUCUAAGUUGGAUCAAACUGACUUCUUGAAGUUGUUGUACGCUUUCCAUCAAGUUGGUAUUCAUUUUGCAUAG